Messenger RNA from Daphnia pulex (common water flea), 1708 nucleotides. The record is from the annotation of a RefSeq genome assembly. NCBI's taxonomy places the organism in Eukaryota, Metazoa, Arthropoda, Branchiopoda, Diplostraca, Daphniidae.
AUGACCGUGGAUAAGUAUCUUUACCAAAAAAUUUCUUUUUUCCUGGUUAACCUCAUAUUUAUUGCCGGGUUCACAGGGGUCUUUUUGAGUUCUGAGGGGACGUCAAUUUUCUUUGAGUGAUUUUUAGGGGGGAGAAGAGUUAACUUUAGAAUAAUUUUUCUUUUAGAUAGAAUGAGUUGUUUUUUUCUUGCUGUGGUUUUGUGUAUUUCUGGUAAUGUAGUCUGAUACAGUAAAAGUUACAUGGCUUUAGACCCUAAUGCCAAUCGGUUCAUCCUCUUAGUUUUAGGUUUUGUUGCUUCUAUGGCUAUCUUAAUUCUAAGUCCUAAUAUCUUAAGAAUCCUACUAGGAUGGGAUGGGUUGGGGCUAAUUUCUUACGGUCUAGUAAUUUAUUAUCCUUCUAAAAAGUCAAGUAGCGCGGGUAUAAUCACAGUCUUAUCUAACCGGGUGGGGGAUGUGUGCAUCUUACUCUCAAUCGCUUGAUUCGUAUCAGUAGGAGAUUUUAAUUUUAGAAUUUGGGCCUUUUAUAAUAAUGUAGAGUUUAGAAAUUGGGUCCCUCUUCUUGUAUUACUGGCCGCUAUAACUAAAAGAGCUCAAAUUCCCUUCUCUGCUUGAUUACCUGCUGCGAUAGCGGCUCCAACCCCAGUUUCUGCUUUGGUACACUCCUCUACUUUAGUCACUGCUGGGGUGUAUCUAUUAAUUCGUUUCUCUUUUAUCUUAGGAGAAACUUGUUCAGCACUGUUACUAUUUAUUUCUAUUAUAACCAUGUUCAUGUCGGGGGUUGUAGCUAUCUUUGAGUAUGAUCUUAAAAAAAUUAUUGCAUUGUCUACCCUUAGACAGUUAGGGAUGAUAAUGUUCUCCAUUUCUUUGGGCCUCUACGAGUUGGCCUUCUUCCAUUUAUUAACACAUGCUCUAUUUAAGGCCCUGCUUUUUCUUUGUGCAGGGAUUCUUAUUCACGGGGCCGGGAAUACCCAGGAUAUUCGAUCUUUUGGGGGGCUUAGCUUGAAUUUUCCGUUGGUUACGGUGUGCAUAAAUCUAGCUAAUUUAUCUCUUUGUGGGGUGCCUUUCUUAGCGGGGUUUUACUCUAAGGAUUUAAUUGUAGAGCUUGCUUGUCAAUAUUCUUGGGGAAUUUUUGUCUUACUUAUGAUAUUUAUUUGUCUCAGAUUAACAGUUCUUUACUCAGUUCGGCUUACUUACUUAAGUUUUGUUGGCCCAUACGGGGGGGGAACUUCGAUUUCUGUUUGCGAGUCGGAUUAUUCGUUAGUUGGGCCGGUGGUGAUUCUUUCUUUUACUUCCCUUGUUUCAGGCCCAAUCUUGAGAUGGCUUAAUUUCCCCGCCCCGGUUCUGAUUUUCUUGCCUGUAUUUUUAAAGUGGGGGGCUCUCUUUUUUGUUGGUGUUUCCCUGCUGGUGAUACUAAGUUUACAGGGGUUAACCUACUCUUAUAAAUGGGGGGCAGUUAGGAAGUUUAGAGGUUUAAUAUGGUUUCUUCCUUGACUGACAGGCCAAGGUUUUUCAAUGAAAACUUUAAAGAAUGCGGACCACCUCUUAAAGAUUUAUGACCAAGGUUGAUUGGAGUUUUAUUCAAGAAAAGGCUUGGAAGUUGUAGGGGGGAAGGUUAACACACUCAAUUUAAAAUUUCAGCAUAGUAGUUUGAAGCUCCACUUUCUAAUUUUUUUACUUUGACUUUUCUUAUGUUUUAUUUAUAUUUUAU